Molecule: messenger RNA, 5022 nt
Organism: Calypte anna (Anna's hummingbird)
Lineage: Eukaryota; Metazoa; Chordata; Aves; Apodiformes; Trochilidae
Gene: DLEC1
Product: DLEC1 cilia and flagella associated protein
Exons: 38
Coding region: 1-5022 (1673 amino acids)
Biological process (GO): negative regulation of cell population proliferation
Source: RefSeq, a predicted model, not a curated record
AUGGCUGAGCGGAACCCCUGCCCCGGCACACAGGACAUCUCCCACUUGCUGGCAAGAACCUUUGAGGACGUGUACACUGGGGAUGUUUUUGGGGUGGAGAAGGAGGCAAAUUGGAUCAAAUCCCAAGGAGGAGAUGAUGCUUAUCAUGAGAGUUUUACAGAGGAGCUACAGAAGCUUCUUGCUGAGUAUGAGGCCCGACUGACAGAAGCUGACAUGGUAGAAGAGAACAUCAUUCAGGCCCAGGAUCGAGCAAAAGCUGAAGAAGAAAGAGCCCUAAACAUCCUGAAGGCAGAUGGAGGGGAAGAUUUCCACAAAAUAGGAUUGCCAUCAGUGCCAUCCUCUUUUAGGUGGAUUGUGGAUAAUGAACUUCUCAGAAAAAAUCAUUUAACCUGCCCUGAUGAUUACAUAACUGAUAAAUUACCUGUUACUACAGCACCAAAAGGAAAAUCAGAACCUGGCUACCUCAAAGAGACAAUUAGGCUUAAACAUCGUACUUCUUCAGGCUUGCAGGACCAGAUGCCUGCUGGGAUUAAAAAACUAGAGAAAACACCUGGUAGUCUGCCAAGUGUGUCUUUAGGCACAUUAACUCUUCCUUCAACUCCAGAUUCUAGUGCCUGGGCUAAAAAGACAAAAAAGAAACCUCAUGCCUCACAGAAGCUGCCCUGGAAGGACAGUAAGUGCAAAGCAGAGGGAGAAAGAGAACGUAGUUACCUUGCCAAACUGGAGAGAAUGAAGAAUUUCUUGAAGAAUCCCCGCUUUUUCCCACCUAAUGCUCUCCAGGGAGGCAAAUCUCUUGUCAUAUCACAAGAAGAGGUGGAACAAGCCAUAGCCAGAAGAAAAGCAGAAGAUAAGAAAGGUGAUACCUCCUUUGUUCCUCUCUUUCUUGCCAAACCACCUGUUGUUUUGUUUUCUGAUUAUGAACUUGGACAGAUUUAUGAGAUGACCAUAGAGCUGCAGAACAUCACCUCAACAUGUCAUCAUCUAAGAGUUAUUCCCCCCUCUACUUCAGCAUUUGCCAUUGGGCCAGGAAAAUUUCCAGGAGAGGGAGGAAUGGUUGCUCCUGGGAUGACAUGCCAGUAUACAGUCCAAUUUAUUCCUGAAAGCCUAGGAGAUUAUGAAGAUUGUAUACUAGUGGAGACUCAAGUGUCAGAACCUCUUCUGAUCCCAGUCCAAGCUAAAAGUCUACCUCCAGUGUUAACAUUGCCUCACAUUAUAGACUGUGGUUCCUGCCUUGUUGGAGCAAUUAAAGUAAUGAUGGUUUUGUGCAGAAAUGAGGGACUUACCACCAGGCAGUUCUGUGUAAUGCCAAAGAAAGACUCUCCACCUCCUAAUUUCAGGCCUGUUGCCACUGUUGGUUUUGUGAUACAAGAUCCUUUUGGGAUUCAUCCUGCGUUUUUUGAGCUAGCUCCAGGACAGAGCACAACAGUAGAGGUUGUGUUUUUCCCUUCUUCACCAGUAGUCUCACAGCAGACAUACAGCAUUGCUUGUGACAAUUGCCAAGUCACUGAUGUUACCAUCACAGGGGCUGGACAGCUGAUAGCUCUGGAGCUUGUGUUUGUCACAGGUGGAGAAAGCAUACCUGAACCCAGUGAGCUCACUGAUGCAACAGCCCAGCAUCUCAUCCGAUUUGAGCCCCAAAACCCACACACCACUGAGGAGAAGAAAUUAAUUAUAAGGAACUCUAGUCACGUAGAACUUCCUUUCUACUGGCAGAUAAUAAAGCCUAAUCUGAAACCAUUAGAUCCAGAAGAAACUGCAGACUUCACAAAGCUCAAAUAUGAUCAAGACAUAGAGUCAGCCUUCUCCCUAAAUCCUGAGCAGGGAUUUUUGCUCCCUGAUGCUGAUCAUGAGUUUAUUCUCACUUACACUCCACAGGAGCUGAAGAGUUAUCACAGUGUGAUUCAGAUGGUACUGAGGGACAUCCCAGAAUCACCUUGUUUAGGAAAAGAGAGGAUGCUUCAAAACAUCCCAGAAUACAAAGGAGAGGAUGUAAUAACAUUGGAAAUAGAAGUUAAGGGAUCAACAGAACCAUUUCAUCUUCUUCUGGAACCAUAUGCUAUUUUUAUCCCUGGAGAAAGCUUUAUUGGUGUUACUGUCAGGAAAACAUUUAAGAUGUGGAAUAACAGCAAAACAUUCAUCAAGUACACAUGGGAGAAAAUCAGUUCCUGUGACAUCAUGGAAGUUGAACCUCAUUCUGGCAUCAUAGAUAUGAAUGAGGGCUGUGAUUUUGAACUGGCAAUUACUGGAAGCAAACCUGGGUGCAUCAGCUGUAACCUGCAGUGUAAAAUUGAGCAUUCUCCAGAGCCAGUUGUGCUGCAUGUUGAGGCUGCUUUUAAGGGUCCACUUCUUUGUAUUGAUGUCCCAUCACUCUGGUUUGGUUUGGUUAAGCAGGGGGAGAGUGUGUUAAGAACCCUUGAGAUUAAAAAUCUGUGUCAGCUGCCAGCAUGCUGGAGAAUGCAAGAAAGUCAGGCUUGUCUAGCUGAAAGGAAUGAAGAGGUGUCUCCCUUUACCAUUUCACCUUCUUCUGGAGAAAUACCUCCUCUGGGUAUGUGCAGUGUGUCAGUUCAGUUCACAUCAAUGCUGUGCCAGCAUCUCCAGACAGUAUUAGAACUAGAGGUGGAAAAUGGAGAAAAAAGUCAUCUUCCUGUUUUUGUUGAAGUCCAGACCCCCCAAGUGUGCCUGAUAUCUAGUCAUCUAGUAUUCCCUGAAAUUUAUACUGGAGUUCCUGUCAAAGCAACCAGCAAACUUUUUAACCAGACACUGCUGCCAGCAAAAUACUUAUGGGGAAAGCUCAUUGGAAGGCAGGCAGCUUUCUGCUCCAUCUCUGUCUCUCCAGCCAGUGGCACCUUAGGCCCAAAUGAAGAAAAAGAAUUCUGCAUAGAGCUGUCAGCUAAUGUUGUGGGUGAGCUUAAAGACCUUGCCCUUUCCUGUAGCAUAGAAGACAUGACUGAACCCCUCUUUCUGAGCAUUUCUGGAGAAGUGAAAGGACUCUAUGUCACCUACUCCAUACCUUGUGACAGUGAAGCUGACAGUGGUGAAAGACAAUUGUUACAAAGCCCAUGUGAUCUUCUUUUGGACUUUGGAUCUGAAGUGGCAUUCAGUGAGAUAGUAAAACGUCAGCUAAUUCUUACCAAUCACACUGGAAUCAGUGCUCCAUUCACAGUAGAAGCUGAAUAUUUUACUGUCAAUUCCCUUGCUCCAGAACAAGGAACCUGCCUUUCUUCAAGCUACCUGGUGAAAAGAAGAGGGCCCAUCACAAAGCAAGCAGCCAAAAAAACCCAGGCAGAGUUUGCAGCAGCAGUGCUGUCUCAUGGGAAGGGAGUAGCUUUCCAGAUACAACCUUCCACAGGAACUCUAAAACCCUUCCAGGAGCUAAUCAUAGAAAUAACAGCUUAUAACAACAUGUGGGGAGAGUACCAGGAUGAUCUUGUCUGUAAGGUGGGAGACUUACAACCCCAAGUAAUUCCUAUGCAAAUGACUGUGAAAGGCUGCCCAAUCUUCCUGCAGAUGAUAGGACCAGAAGCAGAGCAACCCAUCAUCAGGUUUGGCACUCAUGUCCCUGGGGGCUCUCCUGUCCUUCGGAAUGUCCAGCUCAACAAUCCCACUCCCUUUGACAUCCGCCUGGACUGGCAAGUGUACAACCAAGAGCAAGGUGACAAAAAGCUGGUGGACCUGUUGAUGUUCUUUGGAGACCAUUUUCCUCUCAAGGACGUGGGUGAAAAUGAGUCUGCAUCAACUGGUGGCACCUCAGAGAUGGUGUUAAAGUUGGAUCAAACUCCUGUUCCCUGCAGAAGCAUUUAUCCAGCCUCACAAACCACAGAUGAGUCUUCAAAUGCUGACAGCAAAGAGGAAACCAUCACUCAAGAACCUACAGUCCAGGAGCUUGUGUCUGUGCUUAUACAACCUCAUGAAGGGGUUCCUGCAGACAGCCCCUACUCCAUUACUCCAAGACAGAUAGUGAUUCCAGGAGGUGGCAGCAUCUCCGUUUGCAUCUCCUUCACCCCCUGCAUCCCACCAGAGACCGUGCCUGAACUGCAGUGUGAUGGGUUUGUGCUGGGUUUCAUGAACCUAGAUGACCAGCAUGCAAAGACAGUGCCUGGCAAAGUGCAUCGCAGAGAGGGCUAUGAAGCUCCACCCCUACGAAUAGAAUUGGAAGCUUUUGUGAGGUCUGCUCUGUUAGAAGUAGCCACGGAUCAUGACAAAGGGAUGGUGUUCAAUUCAUUGGCAAGUGAUCUCCUGCCAGAUCAGCCUCUGUCAGGAGUUUUGACAGAUUCAAUAAUGACUCAAAAGCUGAGACUCAUCAAUCGCACUAAAGUUCCUCUGUACUUCAGGCUCCUUCUGUCUACACCCUUCAGCCUGUCCAGCACAGCUCCCAAAAAGAGCACCAAAACACCCCACAGCAAGGAGGAGGAAAUAGAGCAGCAACCACAACUUGUACUUUAUCCACAGCAAAACAUGCUGGUGAAAGUGUCAUUUCACACAACUCUGGAGUUACUUACAUAUCAACAUUUGCCAGAUACCCAGCUGCUUCCUGGCCUGCAAGUGCUGCAGCUUGAGAAUGGAGAGAAAAAGCUGAAGUUUCAUCAAAAUCUGGUGAUUGAAUACAGCAACCACACCACCCAGCUGGUCCCAGUGACUGCAUACCUCACUGUUCCAGUUCUGGAGCUCUCUUGCAACACACUUGAUUUCCAGACCUGUUUCGUUGCACAGACCAAGACUGAACACGUCCUCCUGUGUAACAGGAGUGCCUGCAGAAGUUACUGGACUGCUUUGCUGGAUGAACAGGAAAAGCACAAGGAGCUGGAAGUAUUUUCUGUCUUCCCUACUCAUGGCAUUUUGGAGGCACGUGAAGGGGACUCCCCUACCAAACAGAUCCUGCAAAUCAGCUUUACUGCAAGGAGUGACACUGAAUAUGCAACCACUGUGACCAUUUCUGGGAUGCUGGGAGAGAACCCUUGCAGGCUACAGAUCAGGGGCCAGGGAACAUAUGAUGAAAAGUAUGAAAAUCUGUAUUUAAUAUAA